GCGUGGACAGCGCGGCACACAUUCAGUCAGCGCGCGACCACGGUGCACCAUCGCCCGUCACGGACCGCACCACGACCACCAGGCACCACGACGUCAGCGCGCGCCGUACGGCAGCAAAACCACCCCACACUUUCACGAUGGUAGUGCAGAACGAGCUGGUGGCAAAGGCCGAAGAUGUGGUCGACCAGGUGAUUAGAAAAUCCAAACACAUUCUACCCACGGUGGCGAGAUUAUGCCUGAUCGCGACCUUUCUCGAGGAUGGGCUGCGCAUGUGGUUCCAAUGGUCAGAACAACGCGAAUAUAUGAAUAUGUCGUGGGGCUGUGGCGUAUUUCUCGCCACACUUUUCGUCUUCGUCAACCUCGUCGGCCAGCUGGGCGGCUGUGUGAUGGUACUUAUUAGGUACAAAGUGUCAAUUGCCUGUGGUGUACUCUUCUCCAUCGUUGUGCUGCAAACACUCGCAUAUAGCAUCCUCUGGGACCUGCAGUUCUUGCUGCGGAACUUGGCUCUCAUCGGUGCGCUAUUAUUAGUACUGGCUGAAGGACGCGGUGAGGCGAAGAGCCUAUUCGCCGGCGUGCCAAACAUGGGAGAGAACAAACCCAAGAACUACUUGCAACUGACUGGCAGGAUUCUGCUUGCCUUCAUGUUCUUUACUAUCAUUAGAUUUGAAUUCAAUCCUUUGCAGCUUGUAAUUGACCUGUUAGGGUCUGUGUUGAUGGUCAUGGUCACAAUUGGGUAUAAGACGAAACUGUCGGCGUUGAUUUUAGUCAUUCUGCUCAAUCUUCUGAACUUCACGUAUAACUCAUGGUGGGAUAUUCCCGAGUACAAACCACUGAGGGAUUUCCUCAAGUACGACUUCUUCCAGACGUUGUCGGUUAUCGGUGGUCUCCUGAUGAUCGUGUACCUGGGACCUGGCGACGUAUCAAUGGACGAACGCAAGAAGCGCUUCUAGACGCGCGAUCAACGUGUGCAAUCAAACCAACCGGAGAUAGUCAAACGAUGCACGAGUUCAUUCCACGCACGACGGACUACAGCGGCCGCCGCUGAUUAGAUUUAAGUAAACGGACGUUGGCGACCGCGAAAGAACCCUACUAAUAUAAAUAUUAAAUUUUACAUUUCUAUAUGGCAAAGACAAACGCGAAAGGCGACUCGACGUGGUUUGUUUUGCGCUGGUGUUGCAAUUAAGUAAGUUUUAUUAUUGUUUACGCGCAUAAGAGUAACUUAUCGAACGUUUUUAUUAUUUCUAUAUAAAACAAAAUACAAAACGAAGACGAAUGGAUUGACUGGAUCGCAGAGGAUUGUUAGUGAUUGCAUGUGUUUUGUUUUCGUUUUUUUUUUGUUCGUCACUGCGUAAUCUUUGUAAUUUAUAUUUCUAUUCCGUAGACACACACAUCCACACACCAUAUACAUACACUCAAUGAAGUCAAUUAAAUCUGUACAUAACGACCGUUAUAUUUACAAAUGUGUGUCUCACAAUCACGUACAUUUACUACAAUUGCGCUGCGGGCGCCGAUUACAUGUUCAGUAUUUUUCUGGCUCUUAUCUCAUUUUGUGUCAAUGUCAUUCAAUGAAUCGACCGUUUUCAAUUAUUUAUCGAAUUGUUUCGCCAUGCACGCAGGGUGUUUGCCAAACCGACCCAAUGAAAACAUGCUGAUUGGUGAUACUCACUGAUUUUCAUCUGCUUCGUUGUUUGCAUCAGCCUGAGUGCUUAUGAUUGUGCAAUUCAUUAAGUGACUAUGGGUCUCAAAGACCGUACUUAAAAAGCUUGAGGACAUACACUUUAAAAACGGUAUGUUAUCAUUUAUCAUAUAUAAAAAACUUCGCUAAUUUCAAUGAAUAUUCCAAACGAAAUUGUAAGUACGAGAGAGCGAGAGAAUUUCCGUGUCCUCUUUGGGUUGUUCUAAUAAAUCGUAUUUUUAUUAUCUA
Dalotia coriaria is the source of this 1924-nucleotide messenger RNA. RefSeq names its product Surfeit locus protein 4 (gene Surf4). Gene Ontology annotation, biological process: Golgi organization. The record is from RefSeq and is a predicted model, not a curated record. Gene Ontology annotation, cellular component: endoplasmic reticulum; membrane; endoplasmic reticulum-Golgi intermediate compartment. The transcript has 4 exons. Bases 138 to 950 code for a protein of 270 amino acids. Lineage: Eukaryota; Metazoa; Arthropoda; Insecta; Coleoptera; Staphylinidae.